AUGUCGGUAUCCCAUUACCCAGCCGAGGAGUCUAGUUUAAUGCCGAAGAAAGUCAAGGUAAGCAACCCACUAGUGUUAGGUUUUUCGGAUGAGAACAAGUUUGGAACCAUACAACCCCAUGAUGAUGCUUUGGUGGUUGCACUUAAAAUUAGAGGGUACGACGUAAAAAGGGUGAUGAUUGACCAAGGCAACGGAGCUGAAAUAAUGUAUCCUGACCUAUAUAAGAGGCUAAAUUUGAAACCUAAGAACCUAACAGCCUAUAGUUCUCCUCUGGUAAGUUUUGAAGCUAAAAUGGUUAUUCCGAAAGGUCAGAUCAGAUUACCCAUGCAAACCGGCUCAGAUGUGGUAGAGGUGUACUUUAUUGUUAUAGAUGCUUUCUCUCCAUAUACGGCCAUUAUGGGCAGACCCUGGCUUCAUACCCUAGGAGCUGUCUCCUCCACUCUUCACCAAAAGGUGAAAUAUCCUUCGGGAGGCCAAGUUUUGGAAAUUGUAGGAAGUCAGUCCAUAGCCAGACAAUGCCUAGUAGCGGCCAUCCAACAUCGGCCUGAGACAGAAAUCUCGGCCACUGCUGAGAGCGACUUAUAG
Quercus robur (English oak) is the source of this 585-nucleotide messenger RNA. RefSeq lists its product as uncharacterized. The record is from RefSeq and is a predicted model, not a curated record. NCBI's taxonomy places the organism in Eukaryota, Viridiplantae, Streptophyta, Magnoliopsida, Fagales, Fagaceae. The coding region runs from base 1 to 585 and encodes 194 amino acids. The transcript has a single exon.